Messenger RNA from Budorcas taxicolor (takin), 1090 nucleotides. It is a transcript of the gene FBP1, whose product is annotated as fructose-bisphosphatase 1. The transcript has 7 exons. Gene Ontology annotation, biological process: sucrose biosynthetic process; fructose 1,6-bisphosphate metabolic process; gluconeogenesis. The coding region runs from base 1 to 1017 and encodes 338 amino acids. Lineage: Eukaryota; Metazoa; Chordata; Mammalia; Artiodactyla; Bovidae. Gene Ontology annotation, molecular function: fructose 1,6-bisphosphate 1-phosphatase activity. Gene Ontology annotation, cellular component: cytoplasm; cytosol. The record is from RefSeq and is a predicted model, not a curated record.
AUGACGGACCAGGCACCCUUCGACACCAAUAUCGUCACCGUGACCCGCUUCGUCAUGGAAGAGGGCAGGAAGGCCCGCGGCACGGGCGAGAUGACCCAGCUGCUCAACUCGCUUUGCACCGCGGUCAAAGCCAUCUCCACGGCCGUGCGCAAGGCGGGCAUCGCGCACCUCUAUGGAAUAGCUGGCACUACGAAUGUGACGGGAGAUCAAGUGAAGAAGCUGGAUGUCCUCUCCAAUGAUCUGGUUGUUAAUGUGUUAAAGUCAUCUUUUGCCACCUGUGUUCUUGUGUCAGAAGAAGACAAACAUGCCAUCAUAGUAGAACCUGAGAAAAGGGGUAAAUAUGUGGUCUGUUUUGAUCCCCUUGAUGGAUCAUCCAACAUUGACUGCCUUGUGUCCAUUGGAACCAUCUUUGGCAUCUACAAAAAGAUUUCGAAAGAUGACCCUUCUGAGAAGGACGCUCUGCAGCCAGGCCGGAACCUGGUGGCUGCUGGCUAUGCGCUCUAUGGCAGUGCCACCAUGUUGGUCCUGGCCAUGGUGAAUGGAGUCAACUGCUUCAUGCUGGACCCGGCCAUUGGAGAGUUCAUUUUGGUGGACAGGGAUGUGAAGAUCAAAAAGAAAGGGAGCAUCUACAGCCUCAAUGAGGGCUAUGCGAAGGACUUUGAUCCUGCCCUCACCGAAUAUGUCCAGAGGAAGAAGUUCCCCCCAGACAACUCAGCCCCCUAUGGCGCCAGGUACGUGGGCUCCAUGGUAGCCGAUGUACACCGCACCCUAGUCUAUGGAGGGAUCUUUAUGUAUCCAGCUAACAAGAAAAGCCCCAGUGGAAAGCUGAGACUACUGUAUGAGUGUAACCCCAUGGCCUAUGUCAUAGAGAAGGCAGGAGGAAUGGCUACCACUGGGAAGGAAGCCGUGCUGGACAUUGUUCCCACUGACAUCCAUCAGAAGGUGCCCAUCAUCUUGGGAUCUCCUGAAGAUGUGACUGAGUUCCUGGAGAUAUAUAAGAAGCACACUGCUAAAUGAAGUGUGGGCCUUGCCCACACCAAAUGGAAUUGCCUUUUAUCUGGACCUUUUAUCGCACAUAGUGUUACCACAU